AUGCACGCGGUGACUUUUGAGUCGACUCAAAAGCACCAUGCACGCGCGUAUGCGUGUGUGCUGCUCUACUGCGACCAGGUGGGCGGCACGCUCAAGAUGGCGGUGGAUCAACAGGACCUGGUGGUGUACAAGGAGAGCCCCCUACCAGAUCUGCAGCACGGGGGUUGCAUGCACGAUACCAGAAGCAUCUCUGUGUUCUGUCUGAACCCCUGUGUGUGUGUAUACCCCCGCCUUUUCCCAUCUCCUCGUCCCAGGGUGGGCGGCACACUCAAGAUGGCGGUGGAUCAGCAGGACCUGGUCGUCUACAAGGAGAGCCCCGGCACGCCCGAGCCUCCGCCGGAGGUUCGGGAGGACGUGCGGGUGUUUGAGCGCAACCUGACGUAUUGCUCCGCGCCCAUGUUCGGGGCCAUUGACACACAGAGGCUGCUGGAGUGGAUUGAAUUCCACCGCUCAAUUCACGGUGUUGAUUACCUGCGCAUGUACGAUGCAGGGGCCAUGGAUGAUGAUGUCAUGGCAGCACUAAGACCCUACCUGAGGGCGGGUAUCAUGGACAUCACUGACAUCAAGGGACCCGCGCUCUAUGACACAUGGAGCUAUGCGCAGGUGCUGAUGGUGAAUGACUGUGCUCUGAGGUCGCGACAGCUCACCAGGUGGGUGCUAUUCAUGGACGUGGAUGAGUACAUUCACGUGGUGGAGCCACCUCACUCGCUGCUCGUCUUUCUCAACUCAGUGCCCGCCAUCCCCUGGCUCUCCUUUGGCUCCCUCACCUUCCCUCUUGACAUCUGCGGCAAGAUACAGGAGGCUGGGUGGGAGCCGUGGGCAGUGGAGCAGCUGGUGUUUCGAGAGCCGGUGCCACACUGCAAGGAGCCCACCAAGUACUACAGGUGUGUUUGUGUUGGUGCUCAGGUGAUUCUUCAGGUGAUUUCAGCACAAGUGAGAGUGCCGCACUGCAAGGAGCCCACCAAGUACUACAGGUGUGUCUGUGUUAGUGCUCAGGUGAUUCUUCAGGUGAAUUCAGCACAAGUGAUUGUGCCACACUGCAAGGAGCCCACCAAGUACUACAGGUGUGUUUGUGUUGGUGCUCAGGUGAUUCUUCAGGUGAUUUCAGCACAAGUGAGAGUGCCGCACUGCAAGGAGCCCACCAAGUACUACAGGUGCGUCUGUGUUAGUGCUCAGGUGAUUCUUCAGGUGAAUUCAGCACAAGUGAUUGUGCCACACUGCAAGGAGCCUACCAAGUACUACAGGUGUGUUUGUGUUAGUGCUCAGGUGAUUCUUCAGGUGAAUUCAGCACAAGUGAUUGUGCCACACUGCAAGGAGCCCACCAAGUACUACAGGUGUGUUUGUGUUGGUGCUCAGGUGAUUCUUCAGGUGAUUUCAGCACAAGUGAGAGUGCCGCACUGCAAGGAGCCCACCAAGUACUACAGCACAGGUGCUGCAGAUCCAGCAGUCUACGACCUCAACCCCCCUGAACCCCCCUCAACCCCCCUCUCCUUCCCUUUCACCACUCUCUCACCACUCUCUCCCUGCUUUCUCCCUUCCCAUUACCACAGUCGGGACGCGUGUCUCAAGUGGGAUGGGCAUCGAACGUAUGCAGUCAAUCCAUGGGCAGCACAGCUGCCUCAGAUCCAGCACUUGUAUGAUCUCAACGCCACACCACCCCCCCCUUUUCUCUCCCCUUGUCACAGUUGUGACGCUUGCCUCAAGUGGGAUGGCCAUCGCAAGUAUGUCGUUAACCCGCGGACAGCACAGGUGCUGCAGAUUCACCGAGUCAAGAGCUCGUCGCUGGUUGUUCGCUCAGCGGCGUGCGACGCGCAGAUGUCGUUCGGCGGCGGCGGAGGAGAGUCGCAGUCGUCGUCGGGAACGUCGGGAUCGCAACAGGCGACACAGCAGAAGCAAUCGGCUCCGAACGUGGCGAAGCUUGACAUGGGGGGAACAGGUUUCCCUCCCCGGGAUGAUGAUGGGGGUGGUGGAGGAGGUGGGGGCGGUGGUGGCCGCUUCUGGUGGGGCUUUGGGUUCUG
Closterium sp. Yama58-4 is the source of this 2018-nucleotide messenger RNA. The record is from the annotation of a GenBank genome assembly. Lineage: Eukaryota; Viridiplantae; Streptophyta; Zygnematophyceae; Desmidiales; Closteriaceae.